UACUAUAUAUAACAUUUUUUGACAAUUAAAUUAGGAACGAGUUUUGGUGAAUAUUGGUGAAAACUUAACCAAACGUUGCCAUGUGUUGCAAAUAGCACAAAACUGUUGCAAAUGGGCGAAAUUUGUUGCAAAUAGCUCCAAAAAAUAAUGUUCCAGAUGUGAAUAUGGAACCAGAAAAAUUAGCAUUAAAAUGCGUUUGUUCUUGUUUACAAACGCAAAUGCAACAAAAUUAUUCUGUGCUCUUAAAUCAUUUUGGUACCAGAAGUUUAAUUAUUCCUCAUCUUUUUCGCGAGAGAAGAGUUGUUACACGUGUUAAAAACUAUACUUCAGUCACAGUACCACGCUAUUUACCUGACGAAUUUCGUAGUAAUUUCAGGCUUACCAGACAAUCGUUUGAUGAACUUACGGCUAGAGUAGGUGUUUGCAAUGUAUACAAUACACAGAGGGGGCCUGCAGUUGACCCUGUAAAAGAUCUGCUCAUGUUCCUUUGGUUCAUUGGAAAUACAGAGAGCUUUAGAUAUAUGUCGGACAGAUUUAAUGUGGGCAAAAGCUCAUAUCAUCGCAGUAUUAACAGGGUAGCAAAAGCUCUGGUUGAAGAAGUCAUGCCCAAUGUGAUACAGUGGCCGACUGGAAACAGAAUACGCGAAACAAGCGAGGCAUUCGGAGAUAUAGCAGGGAUGUUAAAUGUAGUAGGCGCAGUUGAUGGUUCCCAAAUACCAAUAAAAGCACCCACAGAGAAUCCCAACUCAUAUUAUAAUCGGAAAAAGUUUCAUUCCUUGGUUUUAUUAGCUUCAUGCAAUGCAGAUCUGCUUUUUACAUAUGUCUGGACUGGGAAUCCUGGGAGUACUCACGAUGCUACUGUACUUAGAUCUUCCGAGUUGUUCCAACAAGCAGAAAACCUUAUUCCAAGAGGGUACUACAUUCUGGGUGAUUCAGCUUUUCCACUUUUAAGUUGGAUGGUAACGCCAUUCAGAGAUUAUGGAAAUUUAUCCAGAGACCAACGCCUAUUCAAUACAUGUCAUUGGAAAACUAGACAAGUCAUUGAGAGAUGCUUUGGGCUCUUGAAAUCCAGAUUCCGUCGUCUGUUGCGUUUUGACGGUUCAGAUAUGAAACUAAUGGUCUACUCUAUUCUUUCUGCCUGUGUGUUGCACAAUUUGUGUGUGAAUAUGAACGAAGAAGGCUUUGAAUGCGAAGAUGAGGGGGACAAUGAUUGUAACAAUGGCGAUUAUACACAAAGUGGAUUCCAGAUGGAUGGCGUUCGUUUAAGAAAUCAUAUUAUGCACCAUCUCGUGCAAAUACAUUAAACAUUUGAACCACGAAAGUGAAAAAAACUGGAAUAAAUCAAUCGCAUGUGAUCCACAUCUCUUAUACCUGUAUUAUCAAAUUAUGUAACUAUCAUGAUUCAGAGGCAAUCAUUCAUUCACAAAUUUUGAAUAAAAACCACAUAAAGAUGCCUCUAUUUAGGUAUGAGUUUCAGAGUCGGAAUAUAUAUUUCAGUAUGGAAUCUUUUACCUAUU
This is a messenger RNA of Saccostrea cuccullata (small rock oyster), 1517 nucleotides long. Its product is annotated as putative nuclease HARBI1. The transcript is spliced from 2 exons. The record is from RefSeq and is a predicted model, not a curated record. Bases 165 to 1304 code for a protein of 379 amino acids. NCBI's taxonomy places the organism in Eukaryota, Metazoa, Mollusca, Bivalvia, Ostreida, Ostreidae.